GCGACUUUCGCCGGGAAGGGAGGCAACCUCCGUCUCCGCCUGGGCGCCCCGAGGACGCGCUGCGCUCUGGCCACCCCACCGCCCUCUUCAGGGCAGGCUUUUUCUCCUGCCGCAAAGGCCGAGCUGCCGGCCUCUCUCCCGCCCGGCGCCCAACUGCCCAAGCCAGAAUUCUGUUGCUGGAAGGUUCCGGGGCUUAGCAGCCGCCUCUUCCCCCGGCCAUGGCUGCCUCUAGUAGCAGGGCGAAGGCUGGGGAACCCCAUCCAAAUGCCCUGGCACUGACUCAGUCUGAUCAGGAGAAUCUCCGAUACCUUUGGGAAAAGAUGUUUGAGGAAGCUGAGGAAAACGGCAGGCUCAUCAUCAUCAAAUUCUUUACAGAUUACCCUGAAAGUAAGCAGUACUUCAAGACCAUCCCAACUGAGGGUGAACUACACAGAGAGCCCCUAGUGGCCUUUCAUGGCAGGAGAGUCAUGACUGCUAUCAAUCAAGUGAUUGAAAAUAUCAACAACUGGAAGCAAGCCUGCAAGUUACUGGACUGCCUAGUGGACAGCCACAAGAAUACCCACAAUGUGCCUCCAGUGAUGUUCCAGGUAUUAAUGUCCAGCAAGAGGGAGGAGGGAGGGCAAGGAAGCCGACUUCAGAGGAGGCAAACCCAUUGGACUGCAGAACCAGAAGCUGCAGAAAUCAUUCCUGGAGGAGGUCAUCCUUGUCAGGAAAAUGGGUCAGAGGAGUUUGAGGUUGUUUGCUGCUAAUGGCUUUGUGGUGGGCCUGUCUGAAUCCACACCAGGCUAGGAACUGGCCUUGGAUCUCUUCAGCAGUGUCCCCCUCUUCAAGCACAGUCCCAGUCAGAAAGGAGUCCUUCCACCCUCUUAAAGGUUCCUAGCAGAGGAGAAGGGGCAAAGCAGGAUAGAUCUUCUGGGGUGGUCAAGUCGAGAGAAUUUUUCUCCAUCUUCAGGGCAGUCCCAGCUUUGGUGCCAUCUUCCCUGACGCUCACAACUUUGAGGGCUGUAAUGAGUUGUUGAAGCUUUCUGGGCAGGAUCCCAGGAAGUCUGUACAUAUCAUCUUCCUUGCUCAGGCAAUCUUCCGUACAAUGUUGUGUAUCGGCCAAGAUCUCCUGGCAGAUGAGUUCACUGAUGAUAUGUUGGUCUCUUGGGAGAAGCUCUUCAGGGCAGUCUACGAAGAAAUCACAGCUGCUUACACUCGAAAACAGACUCUUUAGAACAAGAUUGACAAGCAUUUCCUCCACUCUGCUUUGUAUAUUUACGCCUUUAGAAUGGAGGCAAUAAAGGGGAAGUGGAGUAUAAGCAUCAGUGUUUGAUUCCUCCAGCUGGGGAAUCUGAGUUUACCCUUGAAUGGAACCCAUUCCUCACAAGACUGGGGUUAAUCUUCCAUAUACGCAAAAGCUUGAUUUGAUGCCUAAUGAACACAAGUGGCACUCUUGACACUAGAAGGAUUAAGGAGAGGCAGGAAGGCCAGGGAGUUCUGAUCAUAUCAUCAGAGCUGUGAAAUCAAUUGUCUCACAGAAAGCAACUGAACCCGUGCAGCAUCAUGGAUGGUCCAGCCAUUGGAUUCUGUCUCUUGUUCUAGCCUUUCUGUUUCCAAAACAGCAGAGCACAGGUGGACUCUAGAGAAGAGCACAAGCGCCGCCUGGUGGAAGAUGGCGCAAUUACCUUCUGGGAUUCCUCCUAUUCACCUCUGAUGCCAAGAGGAUCUCGCCGCUAUUUGGCACCCUUCCCAGCUGCAAAUCCACCAUUCCAGCCUGAAGGGACAGAAAAGACUAGCCUUGCACAUAAGAAUAUGAGAGCCUUGCUGGAAGACUCUAGAGCGGGUCUGUCUCAUCCAGUAUCUUUUUUCUCACAAUGCCCCCCACCCCCUGCACUGGCUUCCAUUUAUUCCCCACCUUUCAUUUUUUUUUAAAUCAAUGUAGAUUUGUAAUAAAUAAUGAGAAUAGCUCAACUAUAACUGUAUUAUAAUUAAAAGUGCCAUCUAAA
Messenger RNA from Eublepharis macularius, 1988 nucleotides. RefSeq names its product cytoglobin-1-like. Bases 219 to 749 code for a protein of 176 amino acids. Lineage: Eukaryota; Metazoa; Chordata; Lepidosauria; Squamata; Eublepharidae. Gene Ontology annotation, biological process: oxygen transport. The transcript has 3 exons. Gene Ontology annotation, molecular function: heme binding; oxygen binding; iron ion binding. The record is from RefSeq and is a predicted model, not a curated record.